GUGACGGCGGCGCAGCGUUGCCUAGGCAGCGGCUGCGGGGCGGAAAGAGGGAGGGGGCCGGUCCUCCGCCCUGGCCCGGCCGCCAGGCCACCCGGCCGCGACACAGACGCUAACCAAGAGCCUGAGCCUAGAGCUGGAGCCAAGCGCGCUGAAGGCUGGCCAGCCAGGGUUUGGUUUUUCACCUCAUCCUACAUGAGUUGAUCCUGGAAACCUGACUGGAGCAACAAGGGAAUGAAGAAGGGAGAGACACACAGACACAGCCUGGUCCCCACCAUGAGUGCAGAGCUCAAUGUGCCCAUGGACCCCUCUGCCCCAGCCUGCCCUGAACCUGGCCACAAGGGCAUGGAUUACCGAGAUUGGGUCCGACGCAGCUACCUGGAACUGGUCACAUCUAACCACCAUUCGGUGCAGGCACUGUCCUGGAGGAAGCUGUACCUGAGCAGGGCUAAGCUGAAAGCCUCCAGUCGGACCUCAGCCCUCCUGUCUGGCUUUGCCAUGGUGGCAAUGGUGGAGGUACAGCUGGAGACAAAGUACCAAUACCCUCAGCCCCUGCUCAUCGCCUUCAGCGCCUGCACCACGGUGCUGGUAGCUGUGCAUCUGUUUGCUUUGCUCAUCAGUACGUGCAUCCUGCCCAAUGUGGAAGCCGUGAGCAACAUCCACAACCUCAACUCCAUCAGUGAGUCGCCGCAUGAACGUAUGCACCCAUACAUCGAGCUUGCCUGGGGCUUCUCUACCGUUCUGGGCAUCCUGCUUUUCCUGGCUGAGGUGGUCCUGCUCUGCUGGAUCAAGUUCCUCCCCGUGGAUGCCAAGGAUCAGCCAGGCUCUCAUAGCCACACGGGCUGGCAGGCCGCUCUGGUGUCCACCAUCAUCAUGGUACCUGUGGGUCUCAUCUUCGUAGUCUUCACUAUCCACUUCUACCGUUCCCUGGUGCGGCAUAAGACCGAGCGCCACAAUCGAGAGAUCGAAGAGCUGCACAAGCUCAAGGUUCAGCUGGAUGGGCACGAGAGAAGCCUGCAGGUGGUGUGAGGGAGGUCUUUGCGAUUUGAUACCAGCCUGCAUGGGAGAGCAACCCUCGGGCCACCGCGCAGUAGGUAAGGGUAGCCAAGAAGGCUGCCAGACAAACCCUGGCUGCAUGAGAGCCACCACGCAUCACAAGAGCCACAGUGGGGAUUGCUAAACAGUCUGCCCAAAUGCUGCUCCAGUAACUCCACACUCCUGUCCUCGCAUGAAUAAGGGCCUAAAAGGAGUGAGAAUAGCAUCGGUUUCAUCAUGGAGGCCAGAGGAAGAAACACGACCACGUGGCCCCGGGGACUUCCUGGUCCAAGGUGUCAGAGAGCACUGUAGAUCUCAGACAUCUGGACCUUGUGAUUAGCAGGGUAGGAGGGUGAAUUCCCAAAGCCAGCUGGGAGGCUGGGGCUCAGGUGGGAGAGUGCUUGCCUAGUGUGCAGGAAGUGCCACAUAAGCCAGGUCCUCCCAGUGCUAGGGGGGUGGAGGAAGGUAAACCAGGGGUUCAAAGUUGUUCUCUGCUACAUGGUGUGUUUGAGGCUACACGAAACAAUCACAUGCACAUGCAUGCACAAGAGUGAGCACGCACGCACACAUGCACACACACACACACACACACACACACACACACACACACACACACAAAGAAUAGGCAGGCUGCUUGAGCGAGCAGAGGUGGGCCUGGGGCUGGCCCAGGGUAGCAAGGCUUAUGACGAGAUAGGAAUGUGUUAACCAAUCUUUAGCUCAGCUUGGUUCUUUCCUCCCAAUUCUGGAAAAGGUCAUGGAGUGUUCAGGAUUCUGGGGCACACAGCAGCUCGACAAGGGCAGCAGAUCCUGCUGUUGGAAUUGGAGUUUCCUGGUCCUAGAGAGCCAGCCACAGGCCUGAGCCAGCCAUUCCCCUUCCAUGGUCUGUGUCAAUGCAGGCAGGAGCACCAUCUCAGAGACCAGGCAGCUCAGCUCCCUUCUGCCUGGGCCCCCCAGAUGUUGAGAGGAUAAACUGGGGAGACUUCCUGUUUUUGCAAAGUGGUUAGCCCUGUGGUUAGGCCUAUGGGUGGGGCAGGGACCCGCCCCAGCCUAAUAUAGGCAGAUAUUCCCUGUAAUGAGGCUGACUAUGGGCAGAGAAGGGGAGACCUCAACACCCCAUUGCUGGGCCUACCAGGACUCUCUAUGCCAGCCCCUGCCCCAUGUUUACACAGCUGUGCGUGACUUUGGCAUUGUCGCUCCUGGCAUCUGGCCACCCAGUUGGUGUUGUCAUGCACACUCUGCUGUACCGAACCAGCUUGUGUGGGAGCCAGGACUUACCCACUUCUGUAGCAUUACCUAAAGAGGACUGAGGUCUCUGACUUUGUAUAUAAAUGGCCGCUGGGCUCCUGCGAGCGCCACUUCCGUUUCUUACAACAGCUUUUCUCUGGAGCCUGGGUUUGGUACCCGUGGGAUCCUGGAGGGCUCCCAUCCUGAAGUCCCCGGAAAUGAGACAUACUGCCAAGCAUAAACUUCAGCACACAGAGGGCCCUCGGGAGCCUUGUGGAGAUCUUCCUUGUAAACUGUGACAUCAGUGGACAGCCAGAACACAGUGUCCUGUGAACCCAGGAGAAACGCCCUCUGUCUUUCAAAGGCUGUAUCCUUCAACACCCUCCACUCCUACAGACAUCUGUCUGAGGCCUCUUGUAUUUCAGAUCUCUGUUUUCCUGGGGUCUUUUGGGAAGGCCAGCCUAGUUUGAUUUGUUUGUUUUGCGAAAGAAUGCUAGAAUCCUGGGUGGACAAGAUGGCUCAGUGGGUAAAGGCACUUGCCACCAAACCUGGAGACCUGACCUCAGUCCCAGUCCUCUGACCCACAACUAAGUAAAUAUAAUAAGAAAAAUAAAGCCA
Molecule: messenger RNA, 2874 nt
Organism: Mastomys coucha (southern multimammate mouse)
Lineage: Eukaryota; Metazoa; Chordata; Mammalia; Rodentia; Muridae
Gene: Orai2
Product: ORAI calcium release-activated calcium modulator 2
Exons: 4
Coding region: 232-1026 (264 amino acids)
Biological process (GO): store-operated calcium entry
Cellular component (GO): membrane
Molecular function (GO): store-operated calcium channel activity
Source: RefSeq, a predicted model, not a curated record